AUGCCGCCGAUGGCAUUCUUGCGUCGCUGUUUGGAGAGCCGAGCUAACCACCAUGUUCGACGACGACUGCAGGCGACUACCGAGUCCUUCCUCUCCAAUGCCCAGAACCUCCAGAAGUUCCUGACUCUGGACCAAAGGGGGAAGAUCAUGGCCGAGUACAUCUGGAUUGAUGCUGAAGGUGGUACCCGUUCCAAGUCGAGAACACUCGACGAGAAGGAGGGCGGCUACACUCCGGAUGAUCUUCCCAUCUGGAACUUCGAUGGUUCCUCCACCGGCCAGGCCCCCGGCGACAACUCGGACGUCUACCUGAAGCCCGUAGCGGUUUUCCCCGAUCCGUUCCGUCUCGGCAACAACAUUCUCGUCCUUUCCGAGUGCAUCGACAACGAUGGCAACCCCAACAAGUAUAACUUCCGUCAUGAGACCGCCAAGCUGAUGGAGGCUCACGCCGCUCACGAGCCCUGGUUCGGCCUUGAGCAAGAAUACACUCUCCUCGACCUCAACGAUCGUCCCUAUGGCUGGCCCAAGAACGGUUUCCCCGCCCCUCAGGGUCCUUACUACUGUGGUGUGGGUGCCGGCAAGGUUGUGCAGCGUGACAUCGUCGAGGCUCACUACCGUGCCUGUCUGUACGCCGGUGUGAAGAUCUCUGGUACCAAUGCCGAGGUGAUGCCCGCCCAGUGGGAGUUCCAGGUCGGCCCCUGCCUCGGUAUCGAGAUGGGUGACCACCUCUGGCUUGCCAGAUUCCUUCUGCACCGCAUUGCCGAGGAGUUCGGCGCCAAGGUCUCCGUCCACCCCAAGCCUAUUCCUGGCGACUGGAACGGUGCUGGUCUCCACUCCAACUUCUCUACCAAGGAGAUGCGUCAAGAGGGCGGCAUGAAGUACAUCGAGGCUGCUAUCGAGAAGCUCGGCAAGAGGCACCAAGAGCAUAUCGCCGUCUACGGCGAGGACAACGAGAAGCGUCUCACCGGCAGACACGAGACUGGUGCUAUCGAUCAGUUCUCGUAUGGUGUUGCCAACCGUGGCUGCUCUAUCCGCAUUCCAAGAGAAUGCGCCGCUAAGGGCUACGGCUACUUCGAGGAUCGUCGCCCAGCCUCCAACGCUGACCCUUACCAGAUUACUGGCAUCAUCAUGGAGACUUGCUUCGGUGCUGUAUAA
This is a messenger RNA of Podospora anserina S mat+, 1152 nucleotides long. RefSeq lists its product as uncharacterized. NCBI's taxonomy places the organism in Eukaryota, Fungi, Ascomycota, Sordariomycetes, Sordariales, Podosporaceae. Gene Ontology annotation, molecular function: glutamine synthetase activity. Bases 1 to 1152 code for a protein of 383 amino acids. The record is from RefSeq and is a predicted model, not a curated record. Gene Ontology annotation, cellular component: cytoplasm. The transcript is spliced from 8 exons.